AUGGCCGGCUGGGACGAUCUUUCGCUGUGCGCCAAACAAGAAAUCAUUCAGCGAUUGGAAUUUCGGACCAGGUAAAAUCGCUUCAUUAAAGCAGACUUGCCAGAUUUCGGGCCGGCCAUGCGGGCCGGCCCGGGUCGGCCCGGGCCGGGCCGGGCCGGGCCGGUAAAGUGCCGGCCCGGGCCGGGCCGGGUCGGUGAAGUGCCGGCCCGGCCCGGCCCGGUCGGCCCGGUUCAAAAAGGCGGGAAUUCAAAUGUUCGCGGAAAUUUUUCGUUAUUACAAAAAAAAUUUUUCGAACUAAAGUUUUAGUGUUUCUUCUUUGUUUUUUUGCUAUUAUGAAUUUUUUUAUGAGAAAUACAUUUGUUUUUUUCAAUGUUCGAUGCUUGCAAAAAAACCCCUAAUUCUACAAAAAAAAUGGCUUCAUGCGAUCAAUAAUUCAAAUUUUUGAAUUCCCGCUUUUUGAACCGGGCCGACCGGGCCGGGCCGGGUCGGGCCGGGCCGGGCCGGGCCGACAGGGCCGGGCCGGGCCGGAGUUUUUGGAAAUUUCGGCCCGGCCCGGCCCGGCCCGGCCCGGCCCAUGGCAACUAUGCAUUAAAGUUCGGCCAAUGCACUCGAAACUCGCUCGCAGAUUCCGUUUGCGACACGUGGCAAAGUCGACUCGAUUCGCCGUCGAUUCCACGCCACUCUUCAUUCCACGUGUCAACCUGGAAAUCAACAGAAACGAUAAUAUCAAAAUAACAGUCUACCUGGGCAUCGGCAAAUACAUCCAGUUGGAUUUCGCGAAACGGGGCAGAAACGAUUCGGUCAUCAAGUCGUACGUUUGUUUUUCUCCUUUUUCAGUAUUGCGAAUAUUUGAAAUGAGCAUGUGUUUUUUUUCUGGAUUUUCAGCACGAUUCGUGGCGCGAAAGUGAACAGAAAGACAGUGAACAAGAGCAAGAGCGUUCCGCAAAUCAGCCCGCUCACGCUGGCGUUCACCUGCUUCAAAACAGUGACAAUGCUCGCGGAAACUACGCUCGGCGCCUUCGAAGUCUGCUGUCUGCUGCCUCCCUCACAAUUUAUGGACCUCGAAUCGCACCUGAGCGGCUCGAGGAUCCGCACCCAAGUGCUCAAAUUCAGCGGAUUCGCCGACGCGCUCUUCUUCUUUUACGUGGAUCAGACGUAUCUUCUGGAGGUCCAAGGUGUCGAUGGUGGCCAGAAAAUGAUCACGAGCACCAGAAAACUCAGGUUCCGAAGCAAGAAGCAUCACGACGGAUAUCCGGAAAACAACGGAUUCGGUGGGUUUCGGUUUCCUUGUGAUUAUCGAUUUUCGAUGAGAAACGCUGAAAACAUGCUGAAAACUUCAAAAAACGCGAAGUUUUUCCACCCGUUACAUCUAUGUUUUCAUCCGAUUCUCGCUAAUUUCAUAAUCCAUUUCAGACACGACGUACUGUUUCUCGAAAAGAGCGAAGAACGGAGCAGUGCCGGUGUUAGUGGAACGUGCCAAACGGAAGGGAUUUCGGGUCGCCGAGCCGUUAGUUUUUAUGGAUUUUUCAAGAAUAAUUUUAGAAUUGCAGCGAUCCGUAUGGUAUCACUUGGAUCCAACACAAUCCCAACUUCUUCAGCUACAUUCGCACAACCGAAUGUGGCGUCGUCAUCAGAAGACUGUCACGCAGGUUCGAGCCCGAGGUUUGGUUUUUUUUAACGAACAAAUGCAAAAAAGUCCGAUUUUUCCUUCGACUUUGUGACCAAUUUGAAUUUCCACCGCCAAAAGUGCGGUGUAGCUUACUUGAACUAUUGCAGGACAUGAGCGCGUGCGAAAUGCGAUGGACUUGCCCAAAACACGCGGAUCCGUUCGACCACUGGUACCAGAUGAACGUCGCAAAAGUUGGUGGCCGGGGCCUAGAAUUCCAUCAGUCUUUUUUCUUGCAGAACACCGAUGAAACGGCGGCGGAGCACAUGAUUCCGAUGAUCGACGGAGUGUGCCCGGUGCAAUUAAUCUAUGAAAGUCUGGGAAUCACCUACGAAAUAUUCAAGCAAAGAGUGGAAAACGAGGCGAUUUUGGGAAGAAGAAUGCAGGCGAUGAACGACUGGAAAAUUGGGUUCUGCGAGCGAUUUUUGACAUUUUUCGGCGAUGGAACUCUCGCGAAAACCUUCAUCAACAUCAUUGCACCGUUCAUCGAAAUUCCCUGCGUUUUGCUCUUUUUUUUCUGGAAAUUACAAAUCAAUUUCGGAUUUCUCUUUCUUGUUUCCGUUUUUCUCUCUGUUUUUGUCGUUUUUUGUGCUUUUACGCACGUUUACUUGUGAUUAAUAAAAGGGUUGUUCAAAAAGCCGACAUUUCCGUGCCUUUCUCUGCUCCAUUUGAGUGAAAAUUCACCAGAAUUUGUCAAGAAACAACAAGAGAAUCUCAAUUUUUCAGUGAAAGUGCAGCUUACUAUGCAAACACGCUCCAUUGCACUCGGCGCCAGUUGGCUUUAA
Caenorhabditis sp. 36 PRJEB53466 is the source of this 2451-nucleotide messenger RNA. Lineage: Eukaryota; Metazoa; Nematoda; Chromadorea; Rhabditida; Rhabditidae. The record is from the annotation of a GenBank genome assembly.